AUAUGAAAAAAAAAAAGAAUAUAAGAAAGAGAAAGAGUCAAUUUUUCGAAAUCCAACCGCUCCAAUUCCUCAAUUGGUUUCUCACCAAAUCCCACGAAUUUAAAAACCCAUCUCUGAAAACCAUCUCUCUUCAAUACCCAGAUCCCAUUUUCUCUGAAUUUUGAUCCUUUUCUUCAUUCUUCACCAACUAACAAAUAUCCUCUGUUUCUUCAGCCAGAAAUGAGGAAAAAAUAUCCAACCUUUUGACAAGUCUCUGCCCAAACAUACAUAGUUUCCUCCCCGUUUUCUUAGCUUCUUGCUUUUCUUUCGUUUUUUGUUCUCUCUUCUGGUUUGAUCCUUGAAGAUUACUCUUUUCCUAAUUAUAGUUCUUUCAUAAAAUUCAAAUAACCCAAAAAAAUCCCAUAAUUCUAGGAAAUAUAGUCAUUUCUGUUCCUCAAAAUCCCCUGCUGUCUCUGAACUAUUUUUUUGGAUUUCUGACUCAAAAUUGUCUUAUCCAAUUCAAGUCCUAGCUGUCUCUCUGACCUUCCACUUCAAAAAUCCCAGCUGGGCUUCUCAAUUUUGAUCGAAAUUCAAUCAUGGGAAUCCAGAAAGACAGAGUGAGAUUCAAUGUUGGAGGUAGAAUCUUUGAAACAUCUUCAACAACCCUUGCCAACGCUGGCCGAAAUUCAUUUUUUGGAGCGAUAUUUGAUGAGAAUUGGACUCUACAAUCUGAUCAUUCCGAUGAAUACUUCAUUGAUCGGAACCCGGAUUGCUUUGCAGUCAUUCUUGAUCUUCUCAGAACUGGAGAGCUUUACAUUCCUGCCAAUAUCCCAGAAAAGCUUCUCUACAGAGAGGCUCUGUUCUAUGGCCUUCUUGACCAUGUACGCUCUGCGAAAUGGGGUCAAUUUGAUGGCAAUAGAUUGCAGCUUUCGGAAUCAAUAACAGGUCAAGCACCAGGAGAUGGAACGGCAAUUCGAGCCGGUCCAGAUGGUGGUUGCUGUGUUGCACAUGGUAGCAUGGUUCAUGUGUAUGAUUGGAUGCUAGAAGAGCAUGCACCAAUUACUCUUGAUUACCAAAGAGUGAAUGAUGUUGGUUGGAUUGACUCGGAGAACAUUGUGAUAAGUGUGUGUGAGAGAUUAGGCCGUGGAGAUGGUGGGAUGGGUUUGUUUAGUUCAUCAACGGGGGAGCUGAGGGACAAGUUUCAAGUCAGUCAUGAGAAUCAAGUUAAGAGCUUUACAGCUGGGGCUUUGAGUUUCAGUUCAGAUUAUAAGAUAUUUUCUAGUUGCAAAGGUAGGAGCAAUGAGUAUGGGAUUGGAGUUUGGGACCAAGUAACUGGAAAACAGAUUGAUUUUUUCUAUGAGCCACCUGGUUGGUCACUUGGUGAUGCUGACAAACUACAGUGGUUACAUGGGAGUAACUGUUUGUUGGUUGCAACUUUGUUUCCUAGGAAGGACAACUGUUACAUUAGUUUGUUGGAUUUUAGGGACAAGAAGAUGGUUUGGUCUUGGUCUGAUAGUGGAGCUCCUAUAACUGUGGAUGAGAAACGGGUUAGAGAUGCAAUAGCAAUGGAAGAGAAUAGCUCUAUCUGUGUGGUGAAUGAAUUUGAGGAUUUGGGAUUCAUGGAUUUGAGAAGCACUGCUGGGAGCAUAAGGUGGAGCUCAAGAAGCCGGUUGAUGAAGGGUAAUAAUAAUAUGCCUGAUGAGCCUUGUUACCCUAAGGUGGCAUUACAUGAAGGGCAGCUAUUUUCAUCAAUGAAUGAUUGCAUAUCAGUGUUUUGUGGUCCUGAAUGGGUAUUAACAUCUCGGCUACGACAUCGACGAAGCUCUGGAGGUUCAAUAUGUGAUUUUUCGAUUGGGGGUGAUCGCCUUUUUGCACUGCAUAGUGAGGAAAAUGUGUUUGAUAUAUGGGAAACCCGACCCCCGCCGAUUAUAUGAUUCAGUUAAGGGGGGUUUGCUAGUUUUGGUGGUUGUGUUUCUUUCUUUUUGAUACACAUGGUUCUCCUUUUUGUUUUCUAGGAUUAUAGAAGAUUGAGUUGCAGUAGAACCCUAUAGGUUAGGACACAUAGAGGUUCCAAGCUUGCUAAGCUUGAUAGAGUUUGCUAAUUGUUAGAGAGAUGAAAGUGAAUACUUAACAAAGUACAACCUCAUAUCUAUAUAACGAGUGUAAAUGGGGGUUUCCCAUUAUUACAAAAGAAAUGAAAUUGAUUGUUCAACUAC
Quercus lobata is the source of this 2195-nucleotide messenger RNA. RefSeq names its product BTB/POZ domain with WD40/YVTN repeat-like protein. Gene Ontology annotation, biological process: protein homooligomerization. Gene Ontology annotation, molecular function: protein binding. NCBI's taxonomy places the organism in Eukaryota, Viridiplantae, Streptophyta, Magnoliopsida, Fagales, Fagaceae. The transcript has a single exon. Bases 576 to 1913 code for a protein of 445 amino acids. The record is from RefSeq and is a predicted model, not a curated record.